This is a messenger RNA of Vitis riparia (riverbank grape), 2040 nucleotides long. RefSeq names its product receptor-like serine/threonine-protein kinase At3g01300. NCBI's taxonomy places the organism in Eukaryota, Viridiplantae, Streptophyta, Magnoliopsida, Vitales, Vitaceae. The transcript is spliced from 6 exons. Gene Ontology annotation, molecular function: protein kinase activity; ATP binding. The record is from RefSeq and is a predicted model, not a curated record. Bases 392 to 1693 code for a protein of 433 amino acids. Gene Ontology annotation, biological process: protein phosphorylation.
UCUAGUGUUUGAUCCAUGUCUUGUGAUGAAUGCUCCAUGGGUGUCUAAAUAUGGGUUUUCUCUGUUUUUUAUCUCAUGUGAAAAACCGGAUUUUUCCUUUUUUCUUUUUUGUUGUUUGUAUUUAUUUCUUGUUCUCUUCCUCCCUUCUAUCACUCUGAGAUUAUUCAAUCAGUAUGGUUUUUUUAUUGUACUCUGAAAGUGAUUCAAUACUAUGCUCCCUUUGUUGUCUUGGGAUCUUAAAUUUUGAGAACCUCAUCACUUUCUUCUCGAAAAGGUUCUAAAUAUUGUGAGAUUUUAAAAGAGUUGUAAUUUGAGAGCAAAGAUCUCACAUUGAGUUUUUACUGAUUCUUCCACUAAGAUUAAUUGCUGGAAUUCUAACCACCAAUAUUCAAUGGAGUUUGUUGCAGUUGAAAUCUCACCUGGAUUUCUUUCUCCUUUCUUUUCCCCCUUAUUUUCUCCCUUAUCUUUUUGUGAAUGUGUUCUUCUCAUACAUAUGAUGGGUAUUGCUACUGAGACGCGAUAUCUAAACGCAAGUAACCGGGAGCUCUAUGCUCCGAAUGAAGCUCAGCUCUCUUCCGAUAAUCCCAAUCCAUCAGCAACUGAAAACAAAGAUGUGUGCCAGCUGCUACAAUUUGCUUUCCAGGAGCUAAAGUCUGCAACAGGAAACUUCCGGCCGGAUAGUAUUCUUGGGGAAGGUGGAUUUGGAUAUGUCUUCAAAGGAUGGAUAGAGGAGAAUGGGACAGCACCUGCAAAACCUGGGUCAGGGAUUACAGUGGCUGUCAAAAGUUUGAAGCCAGAUGGUCUUCAAGGCCAUAGAGAAUGGGUGGCAUUUUCCCAAACGCAGGCUGAGGUAGGCUUCCUUGGACAGCUUCACCACCCUAAUCUUGUUAAACUUAUUGGGUACUGCAUUGAAGAUGACCAGCGACUGCUUGUUUAUGAAUUUAUGACCCGUGGAAGCCUUGAAAAUCACCUUUUCAGAAGGACCAUACCUCUUCCGUGGUCCAACAGGAUUAAGAUUGCACUUGGUGCAGCAAAAGGGCUGGCCUUUCUCCACGAGGGUCCUGAACCUGUUAUUUACAGGGACUUCAAGACGUCCAACAUUUUACUUGAUUCGGAAUAUAAUGCAAAGCUUUCAGAUUUCGGUCUGGCAAAAGCUGGCCCUCAGGAAGGUGACACACAUGUUUCAACAAGGGUUGUUGGAACAUAUGGCUAUGCUGCUCCCGAAUAUGUGAGGACAGGACACUUGACAUCUAAGAGCGAUGUUUACAGCUUUGGGGUUGUGCUACUUGAGAUUUUAACUGGUAGAAGAUCAAUGGACAAGAAACGCCCUCGCGGGGAACAGAAUCUUGUUGCAUGGGCUAGGCCUUAUUUGGCUGACAAGCGAAAGCUUUACCAAAUAGUUGAUCCCCGCCUGGAACUGAAUUACUCCCUUAAAGGGGUGCAGAAAGUCUCUCAGUUAGCUUACAACUGCCUCAGUGCGGACCCCAAAUCCCGCCCUUGCAUGGAUGAAGUUGUAAAGGUUCUCACUCCGUUGCAAGACCUCAACGACCUUGCCAUCCUAUCUUAUCACUCCCGCUUAUCUCAGCAAGGGCGACGCAAGAAGAAACCGGAUGGAACUCCACAGGUCACCUACAACCAGUCCAAAAGCAUGAGAGGCUCUCCAUUGAACACUGGUAAGCAGCAUUGUAGAUAAUGGGUAGUCAAUUCCUGGCCCAAAUUUCAGUUGAAACAAAUGUUGAGAUGCCACCUCUAUAGAAAUGGGUUGUGUGAAGACAAUAUUUCAAGUUUUUGGUAUAAUUUUUUGGGUGUUUGAGAUUCGCCAAAAGGAAAAUGGAAGAGGAAACGUGCAUCAUUUUCCUUUUCUUUAAUAGAGUUGAGAGCUAACCGUUAUUGUGGAUCAAUCGUUGCCAUUUUCCAGUGCUGUAACUGAGAUAUAUCAUUGUAAUUAGAUAAAUCCUUGCAUUUCCAAGAUUGUUAUUUGCAGCUUCUUUAAUGUCUACUGCUUUGAGUAUUGGGAAUUUCAUUUUGCUUCUUGUGUAA